This is a messenger RNA of Petromyzon marinus (sea lamprey), 2407 nucleotides long. RefSeq names its product dual specificity tyrosine-phosphorylation-regulated kinase 2-like. Gene Ontology annotation, biological process: peptidyl-serine phosphorylation; peptidyl-threonine phosphorylation. The record is from RefSeq and is a predicted model, not a curated record. Gene Ontology annotation, molecular function: ATP binding; protein serine/threonine kinase activity. Lineage: Eukaryota; Metazoa; Chordata; Hyperoartia; Petromyzontiformes; Petromyzontidae.
GAUGACGUGGAGGCGCCGCGUGACUUCGCCCCGCCCUUAUUCGAGACGUUGGCGCGCAAGGGAGACGGCUGCUCAGUACGAGACCCGGACGACGUGAGGAACGACAUGAGCUCUGUACGCAACGCUGCUCUGCAAGUCGCCGCCAUGGAGAUGAGCAACGCUAAAGGUGGGAGAAAUGGCGGGUUUUGCGACACUGCGGGUACCACCUCCAUCCGGAGAAAAUCACCCAAAGAAAUCCUGGGUCUUAUUGGCCCUCAACUAACUCGCCGAGAGAAGGCAGAACUUGCCGUCAUGAAAGACAUCUGGUACUUUACGUUCCACAACGAUUCCCGGGGCAUCAAUAAUUAUGGCUACGACGAUGAAGAGCAUAAUUAUAUUGUGGACCCACAUGUGCACCUCAACUACCGUUAUGAGGUGCUCAAGACUAUUGUGGUGGGAGGUCAAGGCCAGGUCAUCGAGUGUCGUGACCACAAGACAAAUAACAUCGUGAUCGUGAAGAUGUUCGUCACACCCUUAACCUCCACGGAUAAAAUAUUGGAGAUGGGGCUCAAGAGGGCUAUGAAACGUCAACGCAAAGACUAUAACCAGAACUCCAAUGUCGUCAAAGUCCUGGAUGAUUUCACUUUCAGAGGGCACUACUGCAUCGUGCUGGAGCUGUUGAAGGAGAGUCUCCAGCAAGUGAUUGAAGAAGCAGGGCUCCGGGGCUUGGAUAUGGCGUUGAUUAAAGCAUACACCAGGGAAAUCCUCACAUUCCUGAAGCAUAUGGAGUUAAAGGAGGCCGUCCACGCAGCCAUCAGGCCAAACAACAUCAUGGUCAAAGACACCGUGGCUGGCACCAUUAGGAUCAUGAAUUUUAAAACCAGCUUUAUUGUGGGAAGUCAACCCAGACAUGGUGAUGCCCUGCCAUACAUAGCUCCGGAGAUGUUGCUGGGCUAUGAUUUAACCUGCACUGCCGACAUUUGGUCACUGGGCUGCAUAGUAGCAGAGAUGGCCACUGGAAAGAAAUUAUUCCAGCCCAACAACGAAGACGAUUUUCUUCUGUCCUGCAUGGAGAGGCUGGGUAUGCCCCCAAGAAACUUCAUACAUGCCGCUCCUUACGGAUUGAUAUACUUUGGUGGUUGGAAAAAACCAUACAACCUGCCGGGGAGCUUCCCACUACGCUCUGUGCUCAAGAGCCAGGACACGGAGUUUUUGGACUUUAUCAGCCUCUGCCUCCAAUGGGAUCCAAACCUUCGGAUGACUCCCACUCAGGCGCUCGCACACAGCUGGCUUCAGAACACGGCUGAGGUCCAUGAUCAAGGGGCAGACACGGCUACCACCAGCACGACCAUUACCACCACCGCUGCUAGCAGUGUGCAGGGCCUGAUCGUGCUGAGAUCCAGAGAAGAGGGCUCCGGAGAAUACGAUGCAAAGUCUGGAGCCGCUGAGCCACGAGUGAAACCGGUGCAGCCCACCUCCUCACUUGCCCAGGCCUCUGAAGAGGAAACAGAGGUGGUGGAAAAUGAGGGAGAGCAAAAGACGGAGGUAGAGGAGGAAGAGAAUACAGAGGAGCAGGAUGAGGAGACGGACGAGGAGACGGACGAGCAGACGGACGAGGAGACGGACGAGGAGACGGACGAGGAGACGGAUGAGGAGACGGACGAGGAGACGGACGAGGAGAUGGACGAGGAGAUGGAUAAGGGGGGAAAUAUGGUGGAGGAAGAGAAGAUGGUGGUGGAGGAGAUGAUGGUGCAGGAGGUUGAGAAGUUAGAGGAGAAUGAGGUGAAGGUGAAGAUGAGAGAAGAAAAGACGGAUGUGGAGGAGGAAGAGAAUACGGAGGAGCAGGAUGAGGAGACGGAUGAAGAGACGGAGGAGACGGAGGAGACGGAGGAGACGGGCAAGGGGGGAAAUAUGGUGCAGGAAGAAAAGAUGGUGGUGGAGGAGAUGAUGGUGCAGGAGGUUGAGAAGUUAGAGAAUGAGGUGAAGAUGGGAAAGGAAAAGAUGGACGGGGAGGAGGAAGAAGAUAUGGAGAAGGAGACAGAGGAGAUGGAGGAGCCGGAAGAGGAGGAGCCGGAAGAGGAGGAGCCGGAGGAGGAGGAGGACAAGGGGGGAAAUAUGGUGGUGGAGGAGAUGAUGGUGCAGGUGUUUGAGAAGUUGGAGGAGGAAAAGGAGAUGAAGGAAAUGAAUAAGAAGCGAGGCAGCAUGGCUCGUGUGGGGAGAGCAAUACGCUCACUCCUCCGAUGCGUGCUACUGUGCGGUGGCCGGUCCACACCAUAGUAGGGGUGGUGGUAGUGGUGGUGGUGCAUUGGUGUAAACCACGACUGCCAUCACCACACCACCCACCCUCCCUCCGUGAUACAUAUUUUUAGUCUAUUGCUGUACAUAUUUCCUUGGAUACAAUGCAUUUAAUAAACCGUCCUAAUUUAUU